AUGCCCCUUGAAGCCCUUACAUCGACCGCCCCUUCCUUUCCCCAUUAUCGCCGCCAAAACCCCACUACUCCUUCCCGCCAUGUUUCUUUUGACGUUUCAGGAUUCAAUACGAGGAGGAAUUGGACAAUGAAGGUUAAGGCUUGUUCUAAAAUUGAGAGCUCGAGCUUCCCUGUGGAGAAAAAGAGGAAAGUUGUGGAACACGUGUGUCUGCUCAAAGCAAAGCAGGCUUUGUCUGAUGAAGAUGAGAAUGAUAUGCUGGAUUAUCUGUAUACAUCCCAAUAUCAAAUGCGUGGAAUUGUUGCAGUUUCUUUGGGAAGAAUCUCCAAUGACAACGUGGAAAAUUAUACUCAUGCUGUUUUCAUGCGUUUCCACACAAAGGAAGAUGUUGCUAAGUUCUACGAGAACCCGUUCUAUUUGAAAGUUUUGAAGGAGCAUGUAAUGCCUUAUUGCCAUGAUUUAGUUAAUGUGGAUUAUGAAUCUGAAGUUGAAGAUGAUAUGCUUCAUAUAUUUCGUAAAGGAGAGGAGUUCAACUAUGGCGUGGAGUUUGUCCAUCUAUUUGCAUUUGAUGACAGUGCAUUAGGUGCAUCCGUGGAAGAUGCAUUGGCAUCUCUUGAAAUGUUGGCAAAAGAGUUUCCGUCCUUAGUUGUCCAAUCUACUCGAGGUUCAAAUUUUAAUCUCAGCAGCAAAGAAUAUACACAUGCAGUUGUGACAAGAUUUCGUUCAUGUAGGUCCUUUUUCAAAUCGUCUGAGGCCCUUGAAUUAUUUGUGGGUAGCACUGAAUACAAAGACGUGUGGAGGUCGAAAUUCAAGCUGAUCACCAGGAAAACGCUUCCCAUUCAUUUCUCCGUCGAUCCAGUGGGCAAGGAGGUUAUGUAG
This is a messenger RNA of Dovyalis caffra, 876 nucleotides long. The record is from the annotation of a GenBank genome assembly. Lineage: Eukaryota; Viridiplantae; Streptophyta; Magnoliopsida; Malpighiales; Salicaceae.